Messenger RNA from Physella acuta, 610 nucleotides. RefSeq names its product ubiquitin-ribosomal protein eS31 fusion protein. Gene Ontology annotation, cellular component: ribosome. NCBI's taxonomy places the organism in Eukaryota, Metazoa, Mollusca, Gastropoda, Physidae. Gene Ontology annotation, molecular function: protein binding; structural constituent of ribosome. The record is from RefSeq and is a predicted model, not a curated record. Gene Ontology annotation, biological process: translation.
AAAGUGUUGUAUUGAGGGAUUUUCUAGUCGGGGCAUGCGCAUUUCGUUCUUUCCGGGUUUAUGCCAUUACUAGGCAGAGUGGUGGCAAAAUGCAGAUCUUUGUGAAGACCCUCACGGGCAAGACUAUCACCCUUGAGGUUGAGCCUAGUGAUACCAUUGAAAAUGUUAAAGCCAAGAUUCAGGACAAAGAAGGCAUUCCUCCUGAUCAGCAGAGAUUGAUUUUUGCUGGUAAGCAGCUUGAAGAUGGCCGAACAUUGUCAGACUAUAACAUCCAAAAGGAAUCGACCCUUCAUUUGGUGCUACGUCUUAGAGGUGGUGGCAAAAAGCGCAAGAAGAAGAAUUACACCACACCCAAGAAAAACAAGCACAAGAAGAAGAAGGUCAAGCUUGCAGUUCUUAAAUUCUACAAGGUUGAUGAGAAUGGCAAGAUAACUCGACUUAGACGUGAGUGCCCAAACAAAUACUGUGGAGCUGGUGUAUUUAUGGCAUCCCACUUCGAUAGACAAUAUUGUGGUAAAUGCUGUCUCACCUAUGUCUUCAACAAGCCAGAGGAGGAAGCUGAGGCGUAAAAUGUUUCUCUUAUAAUGGUAUUAAAAAUGUAUAAAAAAAA